Molecule: messenger RNA, 3675 nt
Organism: Ornithodoros turicata
Lineage: Eukaryota; Metazoa; Arthropoda; Arachnida; Ixodida; Argasidae
Exons: 3
Coding region: 897-3164 (755 amino acids)
Source: RefSeq, a predicted model, not a curated record
CCCCCCCGCCGGUCGUGGUUUUAAGUCGCCAUGAUCAUGAGCGACAACUGAGCGAGUAUGUUGAUUAUAUUUGCCCAGCAGAGGGUGCAUUAACGUGCUCCAAAAUUUCAACACAAGGCACACUGCAUUUGACAUCUAAUUAAUUGAUUUAUGCAAGUUAGUUUGUUUCAUUUUUUUACCCCGCAGCAUAUCCAGAUACGAAAAUGCUGCCGAUGCACCCACGUGGUCUGUCAUGAAUUCCCGGUAAUUAAAAAAAAAAGGGGGGAACUCAACUUUUCAGAGGCUUCUGGAAUGUACAAAGGACAGCCUUUGUGGCCAGACAUCUGAUGUUCACUAAUCAAUGUGACAAAAUGAAGGCAUUACCUCUAUGCUUUUCUAGCUCGUCUUGUAGGGCUUCUACCCUCCGCUUCAGUUUGGACACUUCCUUCUUGAGCUGUGCAUUCCUCUCUUCCAGUGGACUGGACUGGCUGGGAUUCGCAUUCCCAAUGUCUUGCAACAGCUGUCUGGCUUGGCUGGCACUGGCCUGCUUCUUUCCUUUCGUCUGGACAUACAAUGAACAUAACCAGUAAAAUCGCGUCACGUUUUCCUUCAACAAGGGUUGCCAUGGCGUUGGUAGCUACGCCGUUGCUAUGGCAGCUGCUUAGUCAUAGCGUGGUUGCUGUUGUGCUGCUAGAUUCGCAUAUCUCCAUGAUCCGUUAUCAUCUCCUUCCGCGGCGAAUAUGAACCGAUGAAGACGUGGUCCGUACAGGGCUUGGUUGCGAGACAGCACCGCGCAGGUACCUCGACAGACCCGCAGCCACUGGAGAACAACUAGCAAUGACGAACCAAAUGGCACAGAAACCGCCGACGCGAGUCCUCAGGGUGAAGAGACUACUGCACACGACUACUGUCCCACAAUGGAUGAUGACUGCAAUUCUUCAUCAGGGACAGAUGAGGAAUCAACUUCAGAAUCUAGCAGUGAUACUGGUCAAGACAGUGCUGCCUCCCACGAUCACAUCUCAUCCGAACCACUCUAUAGCAACAGUUCUGUCACAGACAUUGAAGCUUGCUACUUACUCUUCACGUUGUUCAUGAAGUAUUCCCUCACAAGGGAAUGUCUUGGAAGUAUCCUGCUUAUCCUGAGCCACAUACUGCCAUCUCCAAAUGCACUGCCUUCUACUCCAUACAAGUUUUUUAAGUUUCUCGCCCAAUUCAAGCAAGGAUCAGGUGUAAAGGUGCACUACUAUUGCAAGAACUGUUUUCACCUAUCGUCUUGUGUCAGUACAGGGCCCUGUCCAUGUUGCGGCGACCAGCAAUCUAACCCUGGAACUUUCCUACAGAUGUGCGUUGCGGACACACUGAAGUCAAUGUUAGAGCAUGAUGGUCUCUACCAAUACAUUGGACAAAGCUCUGAAGUGGAGCACCCUCCAGACAUGGUCAGUGGAAUGGUUGAUGGAGAGCUGUAUCAAGGUAGCAAGGCAGAUGGAAAUGGCCGAUACAACUUUUCAUUGUUCUGGAACACUGAUGGCAUUAGUGUCUUCAAAAGUUCCCCGGCAUCCCUUUGGCCUGUGCACUGCAUAAUUCCUGAGUUACCUGUUCGACUGCAGAAAAAGUUCCAGAUUCUGACAAUGCUGUGGUUUGGCACGAAGCCAAGUAUGAACACAUUUCUGCGUCCCUUUUGUGAAGAGAUGUUGAGGCUGUCUCGGGAAGGGCUGGAGUGGAUACAUCCAGUUACAGGAGUCAAGAUCACUUCAUUAAUCACAGCACCUGUUUCCGCAGUCGACGCAGUUGCACGAGCAAUGAUGCAGAACGUUAGACAAUUUAAUGGCAGGCAUGGCUGCUCGUUCUGUGAACACCCUGGGGAGACAUACAAGCUGCCGGAUACGAGAGCCCAUGUGCACAUUUACCCAGCAGAUGGCGAAUACAGGCUGAGGGACGGUCUCCGUAUGCUAACGCAAGCCACUCAAGCAUGCACAAGAGGAACUCCAGUGAAAGGUGUGAAAGGGCCUACAGUGUUGAGUCUUCUUCGAAAGUUCGACAUUGGUAGAGGUUUCACAGUGGACUAUAUGCACUGCGUCCUGCUUGGUGUUGCGAGAAUGUUCCUAGCUCUGUGGCUUGAUACAAAGCACCAUCGAAGGGAUUGGUACCUAGGUUCAAGUGCCACAGAGAUCGAAUCAAGGCUUAUGAGUAUCCGGCCACCAGAUGUAACAAGGACGCCUCGGUCCCUUAAACAUAGGCUCUACUGGAAAGCAAGCGAACUGAGAUCAUGGCUGUUGUACUAUAGCAUCCCUGUACUUUCAGGCAUACUCCCUGAACUAUACCACCAGCAUUUCUUGCUCCUUGUUGGCAGCAUGCAUAUGUUACUAUCUGAAGCAGUGGCACAACAGGAACUUGACCUCGCUGAGGUCCUUCUUUCUUGUUUUGUAUCAGCCACAAGUGACUUGUACAGCAAACAGUACCUCACGUUCAAUGUUCACCAAUUGACACACCUUGUACAAUCCGUAAGGAGGUGGGGCCCACUGUGGGCCACGUCAGCAUUUCUUUUUGAGGACAGGAAUGGAGCGUUGUUGCGCAUUGCAAAAGGUACACAAGCAAUAGACAAACAGCUUGGUAUGUUAGUGUCGAUUGGAAAUUCUUUGGCAGUAAUUGAGAAGUAUGUAAAAAAGUCUUCGUUGACAGAAUUUCUCCUCUGCAAAUUGCACAAUGUCCAUUUUUCAAAGCCAGUUGCAUUAGCAGGGGAAGUAAAGUUCCACGGUAAAUCGACUUGUGCUAGUGAAAGCAUCGCGGCUGCUGUAUUUAGGUGUCUUGGCAGCAGUGGCAUUCAACGUAUUCAGACCUUCAAGAAGGUGACCAUUGGUUGCCAAACAUUUUCAUCUCAGUUGUACACGCGUCAAGUACGGCGGAAUAACAGUGUAGUGCAAUACGCCUUUGAAUCAAGUGUCCGAUAUGGGAUCAUUCAGUGUUUCUGCAAGGCAGGUAACAGUGCAUUUACUGUGGUACAGAAGUUUGACAUUGAGGGCGACCCAUUUAUGCACACUGAAACAGGAUAUGUGCUGUCACCCCUUGUACCUGUUCGACGGUGUAGUGCAACAGAAUUAAUCAAACUGCCAUGUAAGAUGCAGAAGUGUGUCCUUGUUUCAAACUUCCUGUGUGUCCCUCCCAAUAAGUACGAGGUUAAUUUGUAAAUGCCAUCCUAAGAACUUGUGUUCAAAACGUGUGCACUGUUUCGUCUUAUUCUGUUGCUUUUGCCAGAGUUCGAGGUAACUCGUUACUGUAACUAAGUUCAUGUUUUGGUAACUUGUAACUUAACUCUGUACUUUUGUGCCGUGGUAGCUUUCAGAGGAACCCAUUCCUUUUUUUUUUUUUUGGUAACUUUGCCAAAGUAAUUUAACUUGUAACGAGUUCUUUUUGGCGGGUAACUUCUCAAUCUAUAGCUUUUGCCGUGUAUGUUUACAUUCUUAACAAUCACCCUUUCUUCCCGUAUUCCCACCAGAUACUCCUUCCUGUAAGGGUAUUGUAAAAUGUUAACUCUUAUGUCCAUUUGUGUGCAUGUGCGCUGCAAACUCUGUGAUUACUAGCAUCAUUUUUUUUAUUUUUGCAUACCAUUCAGAACAUUGCUACAUUUAAAGUGUAAAUAUUGUUUCUGAAGCCAAAUAUUGCAAUAAAAUGCACAGCUUAGUGUACAGUGAGAGUGCA